AUGGUGCUGGAGAUUCAAGCGAUUAUGAAAAAUACCGGUGGCAAAAAGUCCAAAUGCCACUGGUGCAGCACCCGCAAGUCCAACGAAUAUGCUUUCGUUCCUUCCAUGGGUGGAAUGCUUUGCCAACGCUGCUUUUUCUUGGCCGAACGUGGUUGUUCGGUUGAGAUGUUGGCGCAACUUCCCAAAGUCCAAAAGGACAUGGACAAGCUCGUCCUCAAAUUCCAAAUCAUCAAUGCUUUGCAACCAUUGACCGCCUUGGAGUUUGAAUUUUGGACCGUCACCAAUGGUUGCCUAUUGUUGGACGACACCAGCAAGAAGGGAGGACCCACCAUGGCAUUGCAACGCUGCAUUGAGCACAAAAUCAUGGCUUGGUUCGACCAGCAAGAUAACGGAAAAUUGUCAAUGACAAUGAUGACUUCCGAUACCACAAUGGACCACUAUGAUAUUGAUUUUGAACAGCUCAAGGACUUUGCCACUGUGGUUCCUCCCGCCACCAUGAAGAUAGAACCUCCUCCCAAAAUCCAAUUGUUGCAACUCGGCAGUCUCGUCCUUGACACGGCCAAGGCCACCAUUUUCAAAAAUGACCCUUUUAGCUCUCCCAAGAAUGAAGAGAUUUCCAACUAUAUGAUUGAGACCGUCAUGGAGCUCGCCCGAUGCGACGCGGCAACGAAGAACGAGAUGGACGAUUGUUUUCUACCAGAUCUUCUCAUCACGGGACGCACUUUUGAUUUGGACGAGGAGGAGCCAGCAGUCUUUGUCGAAUGA
Molecule: messenger RNA, 765 nt
Organism: Cylindrotheca closterium
Lineage: Eukaryota; Bacillariophyta; Bacillariophyceae; Bacillariales; Bacillariaceae
Source: the annotation of a GenBank genome assembly